ACGUACAGCCGUAUAGUGUAUGCUGUAUCAGCCAGCGAAGGUGUAGGGUACGUUUUCAACGGCCGGGGACCAUCCCAAGCACGAAAGCGCUAGUCUUCUAUAAGUUAAUGAGUCAGAAGAUAGGCGCUCCUGAUCAACUACGAAAGCUGGCUAAUCAUAUUAAUGAUUCUCAAUACUAAUCCGAAGCUGAGUCGCUGAGGGUGUUCUUUCAGGGUUUACUAUGGGCGCAAUAACGUCGAAGCUCGUCGAAGCUCGAAGUUCAAGGCGUAACAAAGAACGACGACAAAAGGAGCAGGCAUCACUCGAUCAUAUAUUCAAGCGAUAUCUUCGAGGGUCCUCCAAAGGUGCCUGUGAGCGCGAUAUACGGGGAUAUGCAGUAUCGCAUGCGAGGAUAGUGGGUUACAUGCUCGUAGUGUAGUGGCACCGCCUUUCGCAGCACUCUUCUCUGGAGCCACUGUCACGUCUGCAUGAAAUUCCUGUAUUCUCCUGCACAUGGCCGUUCGUCGAAUUGAGGAUAAGGGCGGUCACAUAACGGAGCGGGACGACCGUUGUCGCAAGGGGAUGUGGAUGUGCUAUCUGGGGUGCCCAAAUUCGAGCUUGAGGCACUGCUUGUCUCUGAUCAGGGAAGGUUGGAAUUUGUGUACGGCGCUAUCCUGUCAUAAUAUUGCGUCGCAACUAGUUGUCUACAAGCCACCAAAGGGGGAAUAGGAGCGU
This is a messenger RNA of Serpula lacrymans var. lacrymans S7.9, 714 nucleotides long. RefSeq lists its product as uncharacterized. Lineage: Eukaryota; Fungi; Basidiomycota; Agaricomycetes; Boletales; Serpulaceae. The record is from RefSeq and is a predicted model, not a curated record. The transcript has 2 exons. The coding region runs from base 493 to 708 and encodes 71 amino acids.